UUCCCUUAUUAUUACCGUUGAGCAUAUUGUUAAAGUCAGCUCAGCGGAACGAGGAGUUAAAAAUAAAAAAAUAAAAUAACAAGAAAAGAAAGAAGCGCAGCAGCAGCAGCAGCGCCGGAAGGCGAAACCCACGCACAGGGAAGUACCUUCCUUCCAAGACAUCCAAAGCACAACCCAGAAGAAAAAGUAACACUUCACCUCAACAUUUCUUUCUUUUCAUUCCUUUCCCUUUCUUUCCUUUCCUUUUACUCUCUGAUCAAAAGUUGGAAUUCAAUCCCAUUCUUAACCACCCAAAACAACAAAGGAUAGCAAAUUCCCUCAAUUUUUCAUGACACAAGUUAUGGAUGCCACCUCAACUACGCCCAAAGCCCCACCCAUCUCUGAAAUGUUCCAGAAGUUUGCCCUCGCUUUCAAGACCAAAACUUUCGAAUUCUUCGCCGAUGACACCGCCGCCGAUGACCCCUCCGACGUCGACGGUCUUUCCCUCCUCGACUCCGCUGAAGAUUUCAUUCCCGAUCAGAAAGUUAUUAUCCUCAAGCCCGAUCAACCCCUCUAUCAGAAUUCAGUGAGCUCUCCAACUCCUUCGAGGAUACCUCAACAAUUAUCACACCAAUCGAGGAUAAAUAAUUCCACGGACCACACCCAUACCACGCCUUUAAACGCUCAGUCCGCUCAUACUUUGAUUUCUUCUAUAUUUGCGACAGUUUCUUCAUUUGAAGCUUCGUAUCUGCAGCUACAGAUUGCCCACGUGCCUUUCAAUGAAGACAGUAUAAAGGCGGCGGAUGAAGCUCUGGUUGCGCAUCUUCAGAGUAUGUCUGAUUUCAAGCAGUUCUAUGUGGAUUUGUGUAGGAAUCCCGACUUCGGGGCAGCUUUGCCUAUUGGGUCUUGCUUGGAAGCUCAAGUACAGGAAAAUCAAAGCAAGCUGAGAGUUCUGGGGAUUGUUUCGGACCAUUUACAAGCAGAGAUUGAUCGAAAGGAUAACGAAUUUUCGGCUUUAAGGAAGAAAUUGGGCGACAUACAAAAGUCUAAUUCCAAGUUAGCAAAGAGAUUAUCUGGUAAUUUGAAUUUGCCUUCUUCUUGUGAUGUUUUGUUGUCUGUUAGGGUUCUCGAUUCUUUGAUAAAUGAUGCUUGUAGAGCUACACAUAAAUUCACGAAGAUUUUGAUAGAUUUAAUGAGAAAAGCUGGAUGGGACUUAGAUUUGGCUGCGAAUUCAGUUCAUGCUGAUAUUGAAUAUGCAAAAACAGGGCAUAAUCGCUACGCUUUUCUCUCAUAUUUUUGUUUGGGUAUGUUUCGAGGUUUUGACUUAAAGAGUUUUGGUUUGGAUGAGGGUGAUACUGAAAUCCUUUCUAAUGGGCAUAUUUCUGAUUCUGAUAAGACCCACAGUUCGUUGAAGCAGUUGCUUGAGCAUGUGUCUAGCAGUCCUGUGGAGUUGCUACAUAGGAAUCAUAACUGUGAAUUUUCAAGAUUUUGUGAAAAGAAGUAUCAAGAGCUUGUUCAUACAACAAUGGAAUCAUCGAUUUUCAGCAAUUUGGAUCAAAAUGAAGUUGUUUUGAAUUCAUGGAGAUCACUUAGUAUAUUCUAUGAGUCAUUUGUUAACAUGGCUAGUGCAGUGUGGACGCUUCAUAAGCUGGCGUUUUCAUUUGAUCCUGUUGUUGAGAUUUUCCAGGUGGAAAGAGGGGUUGAUUUUUCAGUGGUAUAUAUGGAAGAUGUAACUAGAAGAUGCACCUUGCCAGCUAAAAGCCGGAUGAAGGUGGGGUACACAGUAGUUCCAGGAUUUAAGAUUGGGAGAACAAUUAUUCAGUCCCAGGUCUAUUUAUGUGGUUUGAAAUGUACAGAAUAGUUGUUCAUGGUUGAAUCAUGUAGGAAAUUAGGAGUCACGCCGCCUAAGCAAAAUAAUUUAUCUUGGUUUUGGUUUGACUCUCUGCACCACAAUCAUUGUGGGUAAAUGACAGUAACACAGGAAUAUGAAGGAUUUGCUUCGGUGUUUAUAAGGGUGCCUCAGUUAUAUAUGCUGAUAGAUGAAUAUGAGAUAUAAAAACACUUGGAGAAGCCAGAUCUUUCUUUGCUGCAUUGUUGCGGUGAGCACUGGGAGCAACUGCGUUAUGCAGCUUAUGGUUACUUUGUGAUGUGUAGUUAUGCUUCCAUCUUGGUUGUGAAAUUUACUUUUUCUUUUCUUUCUGCCAGGUGUUAUGUAAAAAUUGCUGUAAAGUUUUUUACGUUUUGCUUUUCUUCCUGAGAGAUUUUGCUUGCAAGCUCAAUUCUGACAAAAAAAUACAUUACCAAACUCUGGAAACUCUGUAUCCACAUUAGGUUCUUUUGGAUACAUAAAAAUUCAACCUGGAAUAAUAGAAAGUUGUGCUAUAA
Molecule: messenger RNA, 2364 nt
Organism: Hevea brasiliensis (rubber tree)
Lineage: Eukaryota; Viridiplantae; Streptophyta; Magnoliopsida; Malpighiales; Euphorbiaceae
Product: protein GRAVITROPIC IN THE LIGHT 1
Exons: 1
Coding region: 329-1840 (503 amino acids)
Biological process (GO): negative gravitropism; response to red or far red light
Source: RefSeq, a predicted model, not a curated record